CUAGAUUCAUUCGUACGUGUUAUUUAAAAGUUGGCAAAAUAAACUUCAAAAUAUUUUUUUCAUCCGUAAGUUUAACAUUGUGAAAUCUUAUUUCGAAAAUUUUACCAUUUCUGUCGCUGUUGAAAAUUAAAAAACUAAAGUUCCGGCUAAAGUGUCUGAUGUCUACGACGAUUUCGAACUUCGAUUAUGAAUGCACAAAAAAAUGUAAACUCCUAAACCAUGGAAAUGAAAUAACCAAGGCCCUCACGAAGCGGUCCAUCUCGGACGAGCUGUUGGCCGCUUUUAUCGCAAAAACAUGCAGAAAUUUCGCGGAAAUACUGGAUGAUCAAGGAAGAAGUGCUCUGCAUUUAGCGGCUUCUGUAGGACGAUAUGCGAUUGCGGAAUGGCUUGUAAAAAAUGGAGCUAGCAUUACGGCCAAAGACCGCGAGUCGGGCCAUACUGCUUUGCAUCGGGCCAUGUACUAUGGCUGUGUGGGAGCAGCCGUUUUGCUGCUGAAAUAUGGUGCUAGCAUUGACUGUCCGGAUGAGGAUUUCGUAAAUCCGCUACAGUUAUGCAGUAAUGUUUCCAAACAUGACAAUGGCAUCGGACACGAGCUGAUGGUGUGGGGUAAAAAUAAAAAUUACAACCUUGGCAUCGGAAAUGUGGAAGGUCGGGAAAUGCCUGAUUUUAUCGAUUAUUUUCGGAAAAAUCGAAUUGCAGUGGACAAAAUGUCGAUAAAUGCGUACCAUAGUGUGUUCCUGUCUAAAACUGGUGAGAUCUAUACCACCGGUCAUGGACGUGGGGGUCGAUUGGGAACCGGAGCGGAAAAUACGCUGGUAUUUCCCGCGAAGGUUUCGGUUCACACUAAAAAUCCGGAUGAACGCAUUAUCGACGUCAGCACGGGGAGAUACCAUACAUUGCUGUUGUCCAAUCAGAAUGUCAUUUACUCAUGUGGAGAAAAUAAUUACUGCCAAUUAGCAAUAAAACCUCCAGUGGAAAAGCAGCUAACUUUCAAAGAGAUAGGAGGUUUACAAAACUUUGCUUACAAGCGAAUUACACGUAUCAUAGCGAAGGAUUUUCACUCGAUAGCAAUUGGUGAACAAGAGGUGUUCGUUUGGGGUUACAACGGUGGACAGUUUGGCAUGAAAAAAGAAAUUAAUCCGGUUGCACUACCACGAGCGAUUUCUCUUGAAUUGGAGUUGAAUAAGGAUAAACCUGCGAAGACGUCUGGUUGUAACACCACGGUCAAGAUCGUAGAAUCCAGCAAUGCAACUAUCGUAAUGUACACGGAAUCAUGCUAUCUGUAUAUUUUUAACAAUUUCAAAAGGCGGACCUACAAAAAUCCAUUGAUGGAAAAAUUCAAGUGCAUUUCCGUGUCUGGAGGAGAAUUCGUUACUAGUAAGGAAGACACUCCUAAGCAAUCGAAACAACUCAGGAUACUAGUUUUUACAGAAUGUAGAAAUAUCUACAUUUGGUACGAAGAUAGUCAGCAGUUUGUGCGAUGCGUGUUUGCACAAUCUAGAAAUUUAGAAAUUGAGAAAAUUAUUUGGUGCAAUAACAAUGUUCUGGUGCAGCUGCUGGGACAUCUCUACCAUGGGACGAUCACGCACAAACUUACGGCACAAGCUAGUACUCAUAUCAGUGAGUACACGGAAACUUACACGAAGAAGGAGAUUAGCACCACCAACAAAACUAGGAUCGAGUUGAAACGUAUCAAGAAUCUGAAUAACGUUGUGGACUUUGUCUGUGACGAUGAUGGGGACAAUUUUGCUGUGCUGACUGAAAAUUCACGUCGUUACUUCCACGUCACGGAACUGGUAGAGUCAAACUACGACUUCGGUAGUUUACUCGCCGAGGCUCACCUAAUGGAUGGCGUGCAUGAUUUGGUGUUUGUGGUUGACUAUGAGUCCUUUCCGGUGCACCGGUUCGUAAUCUACCAUCGCUCUCGUCAUCUUAAAAAGCUUGUUCAGAAGCAGCCAGAUGUAAGAGAGUUUCAGCUUCAACGGUACGACGGGUUGUGUGCACCAAUUUUCGAGCUAGUGUUACGGUUCAUUUACACCAAUCGCUUGAUCUCGCAAGACGAUGUCGAAAGGUUGGUGAAACGGCUUCGACCCGACUCUCCACUGAAUGCGGAGAGUACGAAUGAAAUGCUCGAACGACUUAGGAAAGUGUGUAAACAGUUGGAACUUGGACCUUUAGGUUCGUCCGUGAAAAGCCUGAUGUUCGAUCCACCGGUUGAAGAGUAUCCCAAACUGGCACGUGACUCAUACCCAGAACUUAGGGAUGUUAUCAUUAAGCUACAGGACAAUCAGGAGAUCCAUGCCCAUAAAUGUGUGCUUAUGUCGAGGCUUGAAUAUUUCAACAUGAUGUUUAGCCACACCUGGACAGAGAGCAAAACUGUAAAUCUGUCGACUAUUCCUCUCGAGUAUAUGGAGCCGAUUGUGGAAUUCCUGUACGACAAUAACUACCAACGUAUUCGUGAGCAGAAGUACUCGGAAAGCUAUCUCCUCAAUAUGAUUGUCAUUUGCGACCAAUUUUUCAUCGAAGAACUGAAAAACGUAUUCGAAGUGAUCGUAGGGGAUCGAAUCAGUUUAAAGAACGCUGCCGAAUUUCUGGACUUCGGGUUUCAGUAUAACUGCGAGGUACUUAAGCAAAUUUGCAUGCAGUUUAUCAGUGUGAAUCUGGCAAAGAUUCUGGAGCUUCGUGUGCUGGAAAGCUUGGAACCACGGGUGCUAACACAUAUCGACACGUUUUAUAAAAACUUUUACCAUUUGCAAGACUAUAGAACGAUAACUCCGUCGCCGGAUGCGAUCGGAGACGAAGAAUUGGCGCUCUUUGUUGACAAUUUUAAAGUAGAUUUGGACGCCAAAGAAGUUGACAACAAUGUGAGCAAAACCAAAACCCCAAAGGGAAAAGUUACUCCCAAAAGUACAAAGAUGCAACUGGAUAAACGAAACUACGAAAAAGAAGCCAUGAGUUAUAUCAGAGAUUUAUCGUUUGAGGAAAUACCAGUUGUUAAAUGCAGUUCGAAGCCCGUGAUGGAUAACCUACCUACAGCUCGAUCAGCAUCGGAAGAAGUUAAAAGCUGGCAAAAGGUGGUGGACAAAAAGGAUCCCAAAAAGAAGUGUAUUACAGCAGCUUUAAAGGUAAACGAAAUUGUCAAAAAUGAGUCGAAAGUAGAGGAAAACUUCUCCAACUUGAAGUCGGUUCUCGGAAAAACUUCACCUGCCACCGAAACAAGCCCCUCUCUGACAACAUCCGACAAAAAAGACGAGGGUUACGAUUCCGGUUACAGCGGUAGUCGCCCUACGACUUUUAGUUUAAGUGACUUUACCCUGCAAAAACCAAAACUUUCGCAAAAGCAACGCAAAAGGCUUUCGUCUAGCUCGGACAAACCGAAAGAGGUGAUCAAUCAACCGCCACCAGCAGCGGAAGAACCAAAACCCGCGGCCGCCACUAACCCGUGGAAGAGUCUGAACAAUUCGGCAGCAAACAUGCUAAAAUCGGAUCCUAUUCCAAUCACCCCUCCUCGUGACAACCAUCGGGCGUCCACCAGCGGAAACGGAACCUUCGAAUCGUCAUCGCCUUUCAACAACAGCUCACUAGGGCAAACAACAAUCGUUUCUCCGCCGGCACCGAAAAGUUCCGAGAAAGAGUUCAGCAAAAUUCUCGCUGACGAGCGACGUCAAAAGCAGUACUAUGAGAAAAUUAAAUCCAAAUCACUCGUUCACACGCAGAUUGAGGAACGGGCGAUCGAGGAAUUGCGAAGGUUCUACAAUGUCGAUAGUGUUUUCGAUGAAAGCAUCACGAUCGAGCGGUACCGACCGCAGUCGGAUGGAGCAAUCAAUUUUGCCGUCUGGCAGUAUCAGUGAAAAAAAAAAUGGCUCCGGAGUGCCACCGCCACGUGCCUAUCGUGGUGAUAAUGAGUCUUGCUGCCGAGCAAAAAGCGUCUAUUAAUUGUUCAAUUUUAGGUUUAUAGUUUAAGAAGCGUGGACAAUAUUGUAAA
Molecule: messenger RNA, 3985 nt
Organism: Sabethes cyaneus
Lineage: Eukaryota; Metazoa; Arthropoda; Insecta; Diptera; Culicidae
Product: inhibitor of Bruton tyrosine kinase
Exons: 8
Coding region: 159-3851 (1230 amino acids)
Molecular function (GO): protein binding
Source: RefSeq, a predicted model, not a curated record